This is a messenger RNA of Diceros bicornis minor, 2711 nucleotides long. It is a transcript of the gene C1QL4, whose product is annotated as complement C1q like 4. Gene Ontology annotation, molecular function: protein binding. The coding region runs from base 621 to 1337 and encodes 238 amino acids. The record is from RefSeq and is a predicted model, not a curated record. NCBI's taxonomy places the organism in Eukaryota, Metazoa, Chordata, Mammalia, Perissodactyla, Rhinocerotidae. The transcript is spliced from 2 exons.
GCUCUAGCAGGGGCUGGGGCCGCAGCGGGGGUAGAAGGGCAGGUCAGUGCUCGCCAGGAGCCAGAGCACAAACCUAUGACGAGGUCGCGUCCGGUGGGCACCACCCGCAGCGCAGAGUCCGGAACGUCCAGAGUGCGGAGAGUAGUCCCGGCUCUGGCCGGGAGCGAUCCGUCUGGGUAGCCGGGGACCUAGGCGCCGCCAUCCUUGAGAAAGCAGCUGUCCGGAGAGCAGGCAUCCUAGAUCUGUAAGAAACCAGCCGUCAGAGAAGCCACUGAUUUCAGGCGCCCGGGAGCGUUAGGCUGAACAGGAGGGUAAUAGAGGACCACGGGCUCUGAACCGUCGGGAGCUGCCCCUGGCCCGACCCACGGGGGGGACCUUCGGCUUGACAGGUUUGGGGAAAGGCACUCCUGAGGCCGGAGCCCGCAGGGGCGGGGGGGUCCGGGCGCAGCCGUCGGGGGCUUCCCGACUCAGGCCCGAGCCCGGCCGCCGCCUCCGGGGCCCUCGGAGAGCCCCGGGCCUCCGUCGCCAUUGCGCCCAAGAGUGAGGAGGAUCUGCUGGCCCUGGCCGCGUCGCGGCUGAGCCGCCGAAAGCGGGUGGCGGGAGCGGCCGUCGGGGUGGCCAUGGUGCUGCUGCUCCUGGUGGCCAUUCCACUGCUGGUGCACAGCUCCCGCGGGCCUGCGCACUACGAGAUGCUGGGUCGCUGCCGCAUGGUGUGCGACCCGCAUGGGCCGCGAGGCCCAGGACCCGACGGCGUGCCCGCCUCCGUGCCCCCUUUCCCACCGGGCGCCAAGGGAGAGGUGGGCCGGCGCGGAAAGGCAGGUCUGCGGGGGCCUCCGGGACCGCCAGGUCCCAGAGGGCCUCCAGGAGAGCCUGGCAGGCCAGGUCCCCCGGGCCCUCCGGGCCCAGGCCCAGGCGGGGUGGCGCCCCCUGCCGGCUACAUGCCUCGCAUUGCCUUCUACGCGGGCCUGCGGAGGCCACACGAAGGUUACGAGGUGCUGCGCUUCGACGACGUGGUGACCAAUGUGGGCAACGCUUAUGAGGCGGCCAGUGGCAAGUUCACCUGCCCCAUGCCGGGUGUCUACUUCUUCGCUUACCAUGUGCUCAUGCGCGGCGGCGACGGCACCAGCAUGUGGGCAGACCUGAUGAAGAACGGACAGGUCCGGGCAAGCGCUAUUGCUCAGGACGCAGACCAGAACUACGACUAUGCCAGCAACAGCGUCAUCCUGCACCUGGACGUGGGCGAUGAAGUCUUCAUUAAGCUGGACGGCGGGAAAGUGCACGGUGGUAACACCAACAAGUACAGCACCUUCUCUGGCUUCAUCAUCUACCCGGACUGAGCCGGGUCCCAUCCCCCGCGGCCCCCCCCCCCUCUCCUUUCGCCUCCGGCCUCCUCCUCACCCACCUUCAGCCCGCCCCACCCAAGGCGCCACCCCAUCCUUUGAGAGCCUGGCGGUGGGGCGGACCCUCUCACUCCCAGAGACGGCCUUAAUGGGUGGACUCUUGGUGUUCUGGGGUAUAAGCAGCUGGAGAGUCGAGGAGGCCGGGCCGGAGGAGGAGCAGAGUGGCUUGGGAAGGGACCAACGGCAUCCCUGUGCCGGCCUGUGAAAGCCUGGUAGUAGAAAGGCGGGGCUCGUAGCUCUCUUCUGCCGGGAGCUGGGGAACAGUUUCACUAGCUAGAGCUCAGAGCCACUGAAAGCAGGAGGGAAGCCCUGGCAUCAUGGGAAGUAGAGAACAGAAACAGAAGCAGCCCAUCUAGGCACGAGGAGAGGAGACGUUAGGGUGGGGUAGGCGCUGGUCCUGUCAUGACAACUUUCUCUUGCCAUCCCCUCCUCCCCUCAUCUCUAUUUUCAGGCUCCAGGCUUCGGCCUUGGCAGCCUUCCUGUGAACUGGAGGAACCAUUGAAUUCUUUCCUAGUAUUUAAAACUCAUUCUGUACAGUCCCCAUUUCACCCCCAUUCGGGUUAGGCCCUGGGGCUACAGCUGCUGUUGCCUCUUCCAAUAAAGUGAAGUUGGAGAAUGUGUGUGCCUCUUAACUUGGUGCACAGCAUGGGGAAAAGUGGCUGACCCCUUUUCUCAAGGACUCUCAAGGGAGUCUCAAGGACUCCCACCUCACCAUCACUCUCUGCCAAGGCCUGCCUGGAAGAGUAGCUCAGGGCUUCUACCCUGAUAUGGAAAGGGAGGGGUAUCAGCCUCAGGAGAGCUUUGGGGCCUUACACUAUAGGGAAACACCAACCAGAGUGAUAGUAACAAGGGAGGAUUCCAAAGAUACGGGUCUGGUGCUUUUGCUUUCCACCUGAUAUAGGGAGAGUUCUUAGAAAAGGAGCUCUAGGGGAUGAGGGAAUAGCUGAUGGCUCCUGGAAGUGGCACUGAUCUCAAGGAGCAAGGAGAAGAGGAGGUCCCCAAAGGCCCAUAUUUGCCCUUCAACACACUCCUAGAGCUUGCUGAGCGGGAUGACUUCCUCCCUUCAGGACAGCUCCUAGGUGAGGGGGCCUGGGGCAUCCUGAGAGCCCAGGGCUGGCUACUAAGCUGGAGGACACUGCCACCAAGUGGGCAAUCGGAGAGUGACAGCAGUAGCUGGCCUAGAUCGGACCAGAAGGAAACAGACAUUUGGACACUUCAGAAACUUUAUUGAAGGACAAAAGGGUGUCUGCUCCCAGUCCCGUGGGGUAGACCGACAAUAAAUAAGGGCUAAAAGGAAGGAGCAAGGCAGAG